This is a messenger RNA of Megalobrama amblycephala (Wuchang bream), 6716 nucleotides long. RefSeq names its product pejvakin (gene pjvk). The transcript has 6 exons. Lineage: Eukaryota; Metazoa; Chordata; Actinopteri; Cypriniformes; Xenocyprididae. The record is from RefSeq and is a predicted model, not a curated record. Gene Ontology annotation, cellular component: cytoplasm. Bases 2408 to 3520 code for a protein of 370 amino acids. Gene Ontology annotation, biological process: programmed cell death.
UAAUAAUAAUAUUUCACUGUUUUUACUAUAUUUUUGAUUAAAAAAUGCAGCCUUGGUGGCCAUAAGAGACUUCUUUAAAAAAAUCUUACCCCAAACUGUAAGUGUGCAUACAUACAUAAAAUAACCAUGUGAGCGUGCCUCAAUAUUAAAGCCAUUUGAAUUUAAUCGCAUGGACAAAAAGCACUUUUAAUUUUUCAAAAUAUUGUCUUUUGUGUUCCAAAGAAGAAAGAAGGUCAUACAGGUUUGGAACGACAAGAGUAAAUGAUUUUUGAGUGAACUUCUCUACCUCUAACAACGAAACUUUGGUGGGUGGGGGUUCAUUUUGAAACUAGUACAGGAUUGGCCAUUCAUACUCGGCCUGCCUAAUCUUUCUACAUCUGAGAAGGCAAAUUACUUCUAGACAAAUAUAGGUUGUUAGACUGUUUCCCCUCUAUUCAUGUCCUACAGUUGUUUGUACAAUUCUAAAUGAAGAAGUUUAUUCCCAUUGCAAACACUCUCCCACCUUAUCGUCAUAAUUGCCUGACUAACACAGUGACCUCAGGAUGUUCUUGGCUGGCCUCACAAAGUAUUACUGUACAUGUGUACAGACUGUGUUAUAGAAACUAUAAACAACUCUUUACAAAAGCUCUUUUUCCCCAUUAAUGUUUUAGCAGUGUGCAUUCAACAGUAACGGACCUCAGUUCUUUCUGGACAUAAAGAGGAGCCACAUGAGGUCAUGAGUGAGUGAGUCUUUCCGUAAAUACACUAUAGCCAAAUGAGCCUUGUACACUGCAGAGAAGAAAUAUUCUAAUAAAUUACUUUAUGUGGACUCACAGGUUCACUUCCCUUUCACAGUAGAAAGUAUCCACAGUUUUGUUAGUGUAGGCAAAGGGAUCUUGGUUCAGUUACGAGGUAAGAAACACCUUUAACCAUGGUUUAUUUCACCAUCUAUGUGAAUUACUGCAACACCAGCAUUUAACUUGUCCUAAAAAUGGACAUUACACAUUAUCACAGAUUGUAAAAUUUCUGGCCCAUCUUAAACAUAACAGACCAUAAACUAAGUUCAACUCAAAGCAGAAGUUGCUGUGUUAUUCUGGUAAAACAAAACAUAUGAUUUAUCUCUUACAUAUGUUGUUUCUGUUCUAUUUUAAAACAUUUAUUACUUCUCUUGCUAAAGCUGACCUAGUCAGUAUGUAACAAGAAAUAACCAAAACUAAACAAAACUAAUGGCAAAAAUGUACAAUAAGGUGUAAGGUCCCAUUUUGUAAUGUUAGUUCUGUCAUGACAACUCUCGGAGGCCUUUUUUACUGUCAUGUUUGGUCUUGGCAGAAUAGAUAUGCUACUGCCAAUGUAUACACAACACGCUGCUGUGAGCAAGUAAGACAUGCUGCUGCUGUACAAUAUAGCAUACAUGAAUUACCCAUAGCAGAUCAAUACAGGUGGAGCUGGGGAAGAUGGAGGGAUUCUGAAAGCUUUCUGCACUGCUAAGGCAAAUGCUACCCAAGUAUUUUAAAGAUUGAGCAAGCAAGCUUAUUGGCUACAGAUACAGCAGGAACCAAUCAGCUGUGCCCUAUAGAUAACAAUGUGAUUACGAGCAGGUUGAGUUAAAGGACCUAUUAGCCUACGCCAUCUAGAGUUUCAUGACAGAACUUUGUAUUUUAUGCAUUAACUAACAAUGAGCAAUACAAUUGUUAAGGUAUUUAUUAGGUUAAGUAAUAAAAAUACAACUGUUUUUUGUUUAUUUUAGCUCAGGUUCAUUAAAUAAUAUUAACAUACAACUUUUGAUUUUAGUUCUGUAUUAUAAAUGUUGAAAUUAACAUGAACUAAAAUGAAUAAAUGCUUUAGAAUUAGGCUAUUUUUCAUUGUAAGUUAAUGUUUACUAAUAUAGAUUUAUUAUGAAGUGUUACCAGUAAAAUAAAGUGUUGCUCAUAUAAUUAACAACAAAUAUUCUUCAUGUAAACUAGUUUGACCUUAUUAUGCUAUACAAAAGAAGGUCAUCAGAUCAUCUGUCCAACGUAUAAACUAAAACCUCAUUAAAAGCAAUGUAAACUAGUUGAUUACAGAACAAUUAAGCUAAUUACAUUCUGUUUACAAAUAAAAUCAAGCAAUAAUGAACAAGCAGUAAUAAGGUCAUUAUACUCACUAUAAACUCUAGUUUGGAGGGAGUUACUUAUAACAGAUGUGAUGGUGUCAGGUCUAUUUAUUUGAACCCCAUAAGACACUACACAUAUGGCAGAGGACAUCCUGAUCAGCUUACAACCACUUUAUUAUUUAUGAUGUGGUUGGACAAACCCAAGCAGCACCUCCGCAGUCUCAUUUAGCUUUGAACAGGUAGUGAUGUUGCCACAGCCAGUACCGAGUCAAAUUCGAACUACUGUGAAUGAACAUACAAAGUAACGAUAUGCUCAAGCUGCGGUGAACUACAGUCAUGUUUGCGGCAGCAACUAAGAACUUUGUGAAGCAGGUAGGGGACACUGGACGGCUGGUCCAUGUGCCCAGUCUAAGUGAAGCGGACCGAUAUCAACCCCUCAGCCUGGUGACGAGGAAGAGAAGACGCCAUUUCUGGAAGAAGACCAAAUAUGCCACUACCCCCUUCUCACUGAAAGACAUACUCGUGGGAGAGAAAGAGAUCACAGCAGGGGUCUCCUCAUAUCAGCUCCUGAACUAUGAAGACAAGUCUGAUGUUUCACUAAAUGGGCGUUUGGGCAACCAUCUGAUCCACGAGGUGGGAGUAAACGUGAGUGGUUCAGACUCAGUGGCGGUAAAGGCCUCCUUUGGAAUUGUGACCAAGCAUGAGGUGGAGGUUCCUACAUUACUGAGGGAGCUCAAUGCAAGGAAAGUGGACUUGGAUCACUGUUUGAUCCGUCAGUCCAAAGAGAGUGGACGCACGAUCCUGUGCGUUGUCAUGGAGAGUAUCCGCACCACACGACAGUGUUCCCUCACCGUCCACGCUGGAGUCCGUGGAACUACCAUGAGGUUCCAGAUAGACGAUGGUCGAAAUCCUAAAGGGCGAGAUAAAGCCAUUGUUAUUCCAGCCCACACGACCAUAGCAUUCAGUGUGCUCGAGCUAUAUGUGCGUCUCGAUGGACGUCUUGACAUAUGUGUAGCACCGGAGUCAAUGGGAGGGUUUGAGAGGGAACAGAUACGUGACCAGCUCGGGGGAUACAUUGGCCGCUUUUCCUUUGGAAGACUCAGGAGAUUCCUGUCGGGAAUCAUCUAUGGGAAUCCUUUCAGAGCAGAUGACAGGACGUUUGAAGAGCUCACUCACUCUGAUAUGUACAUGGACGAUGUCGUGACGGACUACUACGAGAAGGCUGCCAGCAUGACUGACCUGUCCACGGCCUACCUGCGGGAUGAGAAGCACAUACGUGUAAAUCUACUCAACCAUAACAUACCUAAAGGGCCGUGCGCCCUGUGUGGCAUGGGGCAUCAGAAGCGCGAGACUGUCUAUGGCUGCCUGGAAUGCUCUUCGGGGGGACACAAAUACGUCCGCCUCCACGCUGUACCAUGUUUUGACCUCUGGCACAAAACCUUGAGGUGAGAAAGGGCUUGGAGGAACUCCCAGGGUGAUUUUAAUGCAGCCCUUGUGCAAUAUGACCACAAGAUGUAAAACCAUCAUCUUUAAUUUUGGCAAAAACACAUUUUAAGAAAGCAAGAAUGUUCUUUGCUCAUUGACAUUGUAAACCAAUGAUUUCAACAAAUUCUAAAGAGUUUGACUUCAAUCUGAUGAUUUAUUAGGUGAUUGGUUUAAUGGUUUAUAUUUUCCUUGUUUUGUCACAAAUUCAGCUGUUUGAAUGAGUAUAUUAUUAUAUCCGUUGCAUCUUAGUUGUUAAAUAAUAAUUAGGUCACACUUUACAUUACACUCCUAAAAAUAAAGGUUCUUUAUAGCCAUCUAUGUUCCAUGUAGAACCUUUAACAUCCAUGGAACCUUUCCAUUGCACUAAAGGUUCUUUAUAAUGGAAAGAAGUUCUUUAAGGGGAGUUUACACAACACCAUUUGAAGUGAAAAAUAGAAAAUAUUAUGCAUUUUGGCCAUUCAUUUACAUGACAAUGGCAUUUUGGGAGCCUGAAAACAUUUCAAACUUUUGAAAUGGGUUUCAAAGCGCAAGUUUUUGAAAACAAUACUGUUAGUGUCUCUGUGUAAACUAAAAAAACGUACAUUCAUGAAAACAGCAAAGCCACUUGAAGGCAACCCUAGCCGGAAAAAGUGUGACUCUGUUUUUUAAUGGAUGUCAAUGGAGGAGAGGCUUCACUAAGCUGAAUAAACUGCUUUCGUGAGGAAAUAUCAUAUAAUUUAAUGAAUCAACAGCCCAUCGGCUAAUCUUCAACAUUUUUGCUCUUACGAAAUUCAAUGACGUCAAGACUGUAAUGUAAUUGGUUAUCAAGGCACAAUCAUAGUUAGCUGUUACGAUUUCUCACGUUCUUCCCACGGACCCUCGUAUCUCCCAAUAAUAAGACCACCUCUGGAAAACGGUGACGUCAUGCACGCGUAUUGCAUGGUCAGUCUAUAGUGGUGGAACUAUGAUGUCACUUUGUAGGCCAGUCGGCAGUUAGCAUAAUCCCCCAAUAUUUUUUUCCCAUAGGCUUUUGGAUGAUAAAAUAAGCUCUGUGAUAGACAAAAGUGUAUGAUACUUACACGUUUUGUCCAGUAAGAUCAUUUUCACAGAUGAACACAACUUUUAUGAAGCCUAUUUUGAAGCCUAUAUGCAGUUGCCAGAAGUAAAAAGCUAAACGCAGGUUAUAAACAAACUACACCACAGUCGCACAAUUUCAACAUUGCCACUUCUAAGCUUCUGACAACUCUUUCAGUUUUUAUAUAAAAACAUUUUCCCUGAAAGUUUGAGUUAGAAUAGUUUAUAAGAGCACAGUUAUAAGCAUAACAAAGCUGUAAAAGCAGACCGAGCUUACCUAUUUGGCGUGAUGACGUUUAAUAUCGCCGACAGCCUAUGUAGUCCCAUUUAGCCACUUGUUAGCAACCGCCUUUUUCAAGACAUGUAACAGCUUAAAAAAUCACGGGUAGGUUAAUACUGAUGUAUUUUGUCGUAUAAUAAAAUGUAAAAGUAUAUCGAGUUUGUGUUAACCAUGGAUCUUAUUUCAGCCAUUUAACCAAAAACCCUUUGGGAGGAUGGAACCAGAAGUGCUAAAAUGCUAACUCGCUUCCGGGUUUUGGCCUAUAAAAAUGCGUCAUAGUUCGUAGCCCCGCCCCUUUUCAGCGCUCUUUUGACUUCCAGUUUGUAUUUUCCAUCUUACUUAUUUAUGAAUUAACUGCUCGUUUUAAAAUCUUCCCUGUCUACUGACAUUUGUUAAGACAUCUGCUUUAAACAUAACAAUGCUCAUGAUAACUGUUGUUAACUCUACAUUAAGUAAAUCCACUUCACCAGCUAAUUACUCUUUGACAGCGAUGCCAUAGAAAUAUACAGGGCUACCGCAAAAUCGGAAGUUCAAAGACAAAAUUCUAAAGAUGGCUGUGCACACGUUUCUCUGCCGCAUAAGGUCUAUAGAGGGUGGGCUUUCUUACAAAGUGACAUCGCCAACUACUGGCCUGGCAUGCAUAAUACAAUGUUUUUAGUCAUCUUCACGUAUCUUCACGAUCUUUUUGAGAAUGUUGCCACUCAAUUGUGAAAAACGCUUUAAUUUUUAGUACACCUUUGUUGUGUAAACGUACCCUAAGAUUAUUAGAAAGUUCUUCACAAUAAAAAUAAAAAAUGGUUCUUUUAAGAACUUUUAACUGAAAGGUUCUUUGGGGAACCAAAAAUGGCUGCAGAAAUGCCAUUUUGGAACCUUUAUUUAUAAGAGUGAAUGUGUCUUUAACUACUGUAUGUACUUACAUAAAAAAAAAAUAUAAUAAUAAUAAUUGUUAGGUACAAUGUACUAUUUAAUUGUAAUUGUAAUGUUGUGUUAAUGUUGUAUUGCAAAACCCUUUCGCUGCUGUUGAGGUGGGAUACGGGUAAGUUUAUGAACAGGCUGUGUACAUAAUAACUGCAUUGUAUCAAAUGAUUAAUUUAUAUGUUAGUACAUAGUAGUUACAGAUACUUAAUAUAAAGUGGGACCAAUAAUUACUAUCUAUACUGAAAAAUUGUGUGUUUCCUAAUGGGAAAACAGUAAAAUACACAUAAUUCAGUAUAUUAAUAAUACAAACUGAAAUAGACUGAUCUUAGACACAAAACUUGGUGCUAAAUUAUGUAUUGCAUUGUUUACAAUUUGUCCAUAAUGUUCAUUUAUAUCAGUUUUGAAAUGGCUCUUCUUACUGUACCCAGAUACAAGUGGGCAAGAUAAGAGAUACAUUAGGGCAGAUAUUUGUUUCAUCACGUGAAGACCAGCUGCUGUGUUUUCCGAACACACUGGGCCGUCUAAAUAAUUCAGGCUUAUCAAUAAAUUAGCCCGUAGGUCACGUGAUGACAGAGCAGGAAGUGCAUCACUGACAGUUGUCUCCUGUGAACAGUACACCAUGGAACUGUUUCCAGAUAGUGUGUGAAGUGAGGGCAAGGAGAGUGCAAGGUUACAUUUGUGUGCUUAUUUGACACCUGUUGGCCCUACUGAUUAGAAUAGUGUAAUGGAUGGAAAAAUAUAGGCCUACCUUAAACUUGUUGACUGUAUAGAAUGUCGAGAGCGCAUAUUAAAAGACUGCCUGAAAUAUUUUCCAUCUCUGUUCACAAUGUUUACAAUAAAAAUAGAUUUUAAAUGUUAAGUGAAUAUUACAAUAUUCAAUAAAUAUAAAUGAAAAGUUUGGUGUCAGUA